This is a messenger RNA of Acipenser ruthenus (sterlet), 486 nucleotides long. Its product is annotated as calsequestrin-1-like. Gene Ontology annotation, molecular function: calcium ion binding. The record is from RefSeq and is a predicted model, not a curated record. Lineage: Eukaryota; Metazoa; Chordata; Actinopteri; Acipenseriformes; Acipenseridae. The coding region runs from base 1 to 486 and encodes 161 amino acids. The transcript has 6 exons.
AUGCGGAGUGAUAAACAGUUCAUUGAAGACCCCAUGGAGUUCAUCGAGGAGGAGCGCGAGCUGCGGGCGUUUUUGAACAUCGAAGACGAGAUCAAAGUGGUGGAAAACUCCAAGAGUGAGAAUUCAGAGCAGGACAAUGUAAGCAAAAGAGAAAAUGAGUCAAUGCGGAGUGAUGAACAGUUCAUUGAAGACCCCAUGGAGUUCAUCGAGGAGGAGCGCGAGCUGCUGGCGUUUUUGAACAUCGAAGACGAGAUCAAAGUGGUGGAAAACUCCAAGAGUGAGAAUUCAGAGCAGGACAAUGUAAGCAAAAGAGAAAAUGAGUCAAUGCGGAGUGAUGAACAGUUCAUUGAAGACCCCAUGGAGUUCAUCGAGGAGGAGCGCGAGCUGCGGGCGUUUUUGAACAUCGAAGACGAGAUCAAAGUGGUGGAAAACUCCAAGAGUGAGAAUUCAGAGCGUACGUACUGUGAGAAGCAGCAAAGAGGUUAA